AUGCAAAACUUGAUUGAUGAUCCUGUUUUUUAUAACCUCUUGGUUAAUAAUAGAGAAUCUAUAGGUUCAACAAGUUCAAAUGCCACAAAUUCACCACAAGAAAAACAACAACAACAACAGCCAAAUGCUGUGGAACAAUUCAUAAAGAAUGAACAAGUUGAUUUCAGUUUCUUGAAUAAUGUUGAAUUCCCAUUAAUGAAUAAUAACAACAACAACAAUUCAAUUUCAACACCUUCUGAAACUUCAUACCAAGCUUCAAUUUUUUCAGAAAAUUUAUCAUUACCAAACCAAAAUUAUGAUACUGAUGCUUUAGAUGAUUUAUUAUCAAAAGAUAUAAACUUUCAAAUCUCUUCAGAAUUACCACCAAAACCAACCCCAUCAACAACAAAACAAUUUCAUAAAUUUUACACAUCAACCAUAAACUCCCAAUCCGGCCAACUUCAAACCUCCACUUCAUCAAUCGCCAAACCACAACUAACAUACCAUAAAUGUCCAUUCUGCCAACGUCAAUUCAAAAACAAAUCAUACCUUUCCCGUCAUUUGAAAAAACACGACACUGUCAAAGAUUUCAAAUGUCCCUUCUUUAACGAACAACAUACAAAAUGUCAUCAUCUUGAUGGGGAAUUCUCAAGAAAGGACACGUUCAAGGCCCAUUUGAAAUCUAUUCAUUUUAUUUAUCCAAUCGGGGUGGCGAAAAUUGAUAGAAAUUCAAGCAUGGGCAGAUGUGCUGGUUGUUUCCAAGAGUUUAAAUCAAAUAAUGAUUGGUUGAAUGAGCAUAUUGAAAAGAAGUCAUGUCCUGGUUUUGCAAUCAAUCAAAAAAGUGAUGAAAAUGCAUCAAAACUGUGA
This is a messenger RNA of Hansenula anomala, 846 nucleotides long. Its product is annotated as C2H2-type zinc finger protein. Gene Ontology annotation, molecular function: DNA-binding transcription factor activity, RNA polymerase II-specific; RNA polymerase II cis-regulatory region sequence-specific DNA binding. Gene Ontology annotation, biological process: regulation of transcription by RNA polymerase II. Bases 1 to 846 code for a protein of 281 amino acids. Lineage: Eukaryota; Fungi; Ascomycota; Saccharomycetes; Phaffomycetales; Wickerhamomycetaceae. The record is from RefSeq and is a predicted model, not a curated record. The transcript has a single exon. Gene Ontology annotation, cellular component: nucleus.